This is a messenger RNA of Amyelois transitella, 2053 nucleotides long. RefSeq names its product RNA-binding protein with serine-rich domain 1-B-like. Gene Ontology annotation, cellular component: nucleoplasm; ASAP complex; cytoplasm. Gene Ontology annotation, molecular function: RNA binding. Bases 90 to 974 code for a protein of 294 amino acids. NCBI's taxonomy places the organism in Eukaryota, Metazoa, Arthropoda, Insecta, Lepidoptera, Pyralidae. The transcript is spliced from 7 exons. The record is from RefSeq and is a predicted model, not a curated record. Gene Ontology annotation, biological process: mRNA splicing, via spliceosome.
AAAAAAAAAACACCGACGCCAAUGAAAGCAGAAGCAGAACCGAAUAAAGUGAGAAAAAGAUUAAAGUUGUUUUUAGUUUAUUCGUAAAAAUGGCGCGGAAUAAAUCUCCCUCGGCGGCAUCGGAUAAAGAGAAAAAGAAGCCGAAAGAGAAUAAAAAGAAGAAAGGUGAUUCAGGGUCUAGUAGCAGUGAUAGUAGCGGAAGUUCAUCAGAAAGCAGUUCAUCAAGGUCAUCAUCUCGAUCAUCUUCAUCUAGUUCUGGCAGUUCUUCUCGGUCUUCAUCAUCGUCCAGUUCUUCUAGCAGUACCAGUAGUAACAAUGAUCGUUCCAGGCCAAAGAAGAAGACAUCUCCAAACAAGAGCCCCAUAAAAGAUCGUCGUGAAGGGGAUAGAGAUAAAAUUAGGGACAGGUCGCCUUUAGGAGAUAAGAAGAAGCUGUCAGUGCCCUCGGCUAAUGACAAAUCUAAGAGCAAGGAUAAACAUGAAAGGUCUCCAGGGCGUAAAAAACGUGAACGUUCACCUCCCCCAAGGCCCACCAGAAUCCACAUUGGCAGAUUGACUCUGAAUGUAUCCCGGGAACAUAUCCAUGAAAUAUUUUCCACCUAUGGCUCUGUCAAGGCUGUAGAAUUCCCAAUGGAUAGAUUGCAUCCUCACAAUGGGCGAGGCUAUGCUUAUGUUGAAUUCAGCAAUCCAGAUGAAGCAGAAAAUGCCAUGAAGCACAUGGAUGGAGGGCAAAUCGACGGGCAGGAGAUCACGGCGGCGCCCGUGCUGAUCCCGUCCCGGCCGCGGCGCCCGUCCCCGCGCCCGCCCCCGCCACGGCACGCGCCCAUACGACGACAUUCGCCGCCUAGGUACCGGCGCCGCAGCCCGCCGCCGCGCCGCCGCUCGCCGCCGCGCCGGCGCCGCUCGCGGUCGCGCUCCCCGCGCGCCGCGCCGCGCAGGCGCCGCUCCAGGUCCUCCUCCUCCUCCUCCCGCUAAUUCCCACACACAUAUAUACUUUGAGCCAUGGCAGUAUCACCAACGAUGGAAAAAAAACGCGCGCUUUUAGCAAACACCACAUUGACAAUGACCUUAAAAUUUUUCCCAUCUCUUUCUGAUUACUAUUUUGAAAGGGAUGGAAAGUAAGUAAAAAAGGCCAUGCAAAGUAUUUUGUUGUGUUUUUUGAUGUUUGUUAAAUUUCCAUCCAGUCAGUCAUAUUCACCUUAACACAUACACACUCGCUCCAAUAUCCAACAAAUUUUUAAGUUGCUUAGUAAAUUAUAUACACUCAGUCUUGUUCAUACUACUCGUACCACAAGUACGAACGAACACGAACUAAACAUGCUCCCGUUUAAGCUGCUUUGAUUUGAAGUGUUAAAUAUUAUCGGCCUCCUGCGUUCCGAAAUCACAGAAAAUGGAAUGCGAAUGCGGAAUGCGAAUAUGACAUUUAUAAAGUGUACUUACUACAUUAGCUUAUUAUAUUGAACAAUUUACCCAAAAGGGUUUCAUAAAGCAAAUUCAUUUUGAAUUAUUUAAAAAUUUUCAAUAUAUACCCAAUAUGUUUAUCAUUAAAUUAGAUACGUACUGCAUUCACAAAUAUUUUAAAAUCUUCAGCAGCUAUCACAAAUUGGUAUCGAGUUUUAGUGCCUCAAUUUUGAGUCACCUUCACUUACAUAUUUAUCAUACUAUUUACUUCACCUAGAAUGCAUGAAAACGCAAUAACAGUAAAAAAAAUAUGACGAAUAACAUCUCUUUCAAUCGACUUACAUACAAAACAAUUUGGCGGGUUUGUAUGUACCACCCCAAGAUACAACACACUCCAUUUCAGCUACUGUGGUAAGUAUCACCAACUCACCCAUACAAAAAAAUUUGGUUGAUUGCCACAGCAACAUAUUUCAGGUAAGUAUAGUAGUUAAUAAAACUUUCAGUGUAUAGUUAUAUAAAUGUUCAAUGAUUAAUGGCACAUUUCUGUUAUAAAAGCUUGCAAAAUGGGAACUGAACGAGUGCGUGAUUUGUGAAAAUAAGACUAAAUGAUUCAAGAUAGUGCAGUGCUAUGUAUUUACGCGUUUUUUGUUGUA